This is a messenger RNA of Linum tenue, 609 nucleotides long. The record is from the annotation of a GenBank genome assembly. Lineage: Eukaryota; Viridiplantae; Streptophyta; Magnoliopsida; Malpighiales; Linaceae.
AUGGAGGGGCGAAGGAGGGAUGGAUCGGACGACGAUGAGAGCGUUAGGAGGUACUCGAGCAGGAUCGAUCUUCCGGAGAAGAUCUAUAUGAUGGUUCAGAUCGUGGAUGUAACAGGGGUGAAAGCUUCUGAAUCAAUGAUUAGUAAAGGUGAGAAGGUAAUGGAGAAUGAUAUGUUGAGCUUGAUCAAGUUGAUGAAUGAGGUGCUGAAAUUGAAUGGGAUUAUGGGGGAUGAAGAUGUCAAACUACCGAGGAAAUUGCAGAAUUGUGCUGCGAAUUUCCCCGAAGUUAAAGAGCGUAGAUACCGUAAGGUGAAGGACUGGGAGGUGGUGGCGACCAGGAUCGACGGUGGCUGGCAUGAAGCCUUGAUGACGACGGAGGACUCACGACGCUCCUCCAUCGGCGACUCCGACCAAAUCACCCACGGCGGCGUUCCUUCUGUUUGGGAGAUCCAGUCUAGGAAGCCGCAGAUCCCGCCGAAAUCGUCGCACAGGCUAAGGAAUCUUCGAGGUGUUUCUGGGCGAAAGAGUAGCUUCUUGGGCGAUUUGGAUUCGGGAUUUCAGAUCAGGAAAUUGAAGAUGUUUCCAGGUCGCAUGCGUCGCAACUUUUAA